UGACUCAGAGUUCCCAUAUGGGCAACACGCCUCCUUCGCCCUCCUUUCUGAUUUCUCCUGAGAGAAUGUGGAGACAUCUGAACAAACUGUUCUUUUGGGGCAUUUUUUCUUCUCUGACAGUACAAAAAGCUUCCUUGGAUUGUGACACCAGAAGAACAAACAAAUUCCAUUCUCCAAGUUUGGACUCAGAAACGAAAGUGGUCACGAGGGGUCAAAAUGUAUCCCUCACCUGUUCUAACCAGAACGAGUCACUACAGAUCACCUAUUUUUUGUUUCGGCGUGAAAAACACCUGAGAACCCAUACUGGAAAAGGUGAACCCAUGAUUUUUAACCUGAGCAUCUCAGAAGCCCAUGAGCUGGGCCCUUACAAAUGCAAAGCCCAAGUCUCUAACUGUUCAAUGGUCAAAUACAGUCGUGAGUUCAACUUCACAUUUGUGGACCCAGUGAUCACACCAGUGUUGAACAUUCAUGUCGUUAACACAGAAACAGACCAACAUUUAAUACUGCGUUGUAUCUCAUUCAAUGGCUCUUUGCCCAUCAGUUAUACUUUCUUUGAGAAAGAUGUUGCCAUAUCACCACCUAUAUCCAAGCAUGUAAGGGAGCCUGCUGAAUUCAACAUAACCAAGAACAAUGCUGGAGAAAGGGAAGAAUAUAGGUGCAAAGCUAAAAACGAGUUGCCUGACUACGAAAGAUACAGUCAACCAGUCUCCAUCAAUGCCGCACCAGGUGGAGACAGCUGUCCUUUCUGCCUGCAGGUACUGCUUCCAGGGUUAUUGCUGGUGCUAAUUGUAAUCAUCUCAAUUCUGGCAUUUCGGAUACUACCAAAGUACAAAGCAAGAAAAGCUAUGAGAGAUAAGACACCUAGAGACUAUAGAAAUACGGCCACGGAAGUUGGAAUAUAUGCAAAUAUCUGUGAAAAUCAAGCAGGUAAGGAAUCUGUGCCAGGCUUGGAACCAAGGCAGUGUGUCUCCACAGCCCAAGAUGGAACCCAACACUCCCAGGAGAUACAAUAUGCUACCCCUGUGUUCCAGAAGGGGGCACCAGGAGUUCAUGAAGCCCGUAAUGAUUGUAAAACUGGAUAUAUCUAUUCUGAACUCAUCUUCUGAAAUUUAAAGAUACAAGCUACAUCUCAGAGCAAGGACCAAAGGUUCAGGAGAAAAAAAACCAUGUCUAAAGUCUAAAACAAAAAGUGGUGACCUUGAAAAUGUGUCUGAAGAAAAGAGUCCCUGUGGUUACUGUGAGGAGAAAGCAAGAUUAUUCACCAAGUACCCCUUUAUUAUCCAUUGUUGUUUCAAUUUGCUCUCAGAUUCUGGAAGCCUGCAAAAAUAUUUAUAUUGAUUUUCAUGGAUGUUCUCAUUCCUCAAGAUUUAGCCAAUGUCAGAGGUGUGCCUUUAUGUGCUGCAUUUCUCAUCAGUGUUCUGUAGAGAGAAUACUGUUCUGUGGGAGAUAGGAAAAUGGAUUACUUGGACUGUCCAAACAAAUCACCACAAAUUGGUGACUUAAGACAACAUAGAUCUAUUUUCUCAUAGUUCUGGAGGCCAGAAAUCCAAAAUCAAGAUGUCAGCAGAGCUGUGCUCCCUCUGAAGACUGUAGGGGAGAAUGCUUGCUUGUCUCUUUCAGUUUCUUUCCUGGUGUUCUUUGGUUUGUGGCAAGAUCUCUCUAGUUUCUGCCUCUGUCUUCAUAUGGCCUUCUCUUCCUUUGCCUUUCUCAUAUAAGGACAUUGAUCAUCGGAUUUAGGACCCCCCAGGAUGGCCUCAUCUCAAGAUCCUGAAUUAUAUCUACAAAGACCCUUUUUUUGUUUUUGUUCUUUUUUUUAAGAUUUUA
Neogale vison (American mink) is the source of this 1824-nucleotide messenger RNA. RefSeq names its product mast cell immunoglobulin like receptor 1 (gene MILR1). The record is from RefSeq and is a predicted model, not a curated record. The transcript is spliced from 10 exons. The coding region runs from base 18 to 1106 and encodes 362 amino acids. Lineage: Eukaryota; Metazoa; Chordata; Mammalia; Carnivora; Mustelidae.